Molecule: messenger RNA, 3255 nt
Organism: Acanthamoeba castellanii str. Neff
Lineage: Eukaryota; Discosea; Longamoebia; Acanthamoebidae
Product: MBOAT family protein
Exons: 15
Coding region: 1-3255 (1084 amino acids)
Biological process (GO): lipid modification
Cellular component (GO): membrane
Molecular function (GO): acyltransferase activity
Source: RefSeq, a predicted model, not a curated record
AUGGAGGCGCUGCUGGAUCCGCUCUCCUGGUGGUGGGUCACCGAGGAGCUCCUCGCGCGCCGGCUGGGUGUCAAGCCCGAGAUGGUGCGCUACCUCACCUGCCUGGCGCUGGUCUACCCCCUGGCCCUGCUCCACCGCCAGCUCCCCUCCACCCGCGCCCGCCACCUCCUCGCCCUCGUCGCCGGCCUCGCCCUGGCCUUUGCCAACUUCGGCCUCGACGCGCUCCACUUCGUCAUCUCCGCCACCGUGCCCUACAUCUUGUGCGCCCUCGCCCCGCGCCAGCGCCUCAUGCCCAUCGCCGUCUUCAUCUUCGCCCUGGCCUACAUCAGCGCUGGCCAUCUUCAACGCAUGUACCAAUCCGCCGCCCUGGGCGGCCCGGUCGUGCAUUGGACCUCGCCCCAGAUGCUCCUCACAGUCAAGAUUUCAUCUUUUGCCUGGGCCUACUAUGACGGCCACGGCCGGCCGGCCGGCGAGCUGCUGCCGAGCCAGGAGCAGCGGGCCGUGCGGGGCGGGCUGCCGUCGCUGCUGCACUACUACAGCUACGUCUUCUUCUUCGCCGGUUUCCUGACCGGCCCGAUCGCCGAGUACCGCGAGUACGCCGAGUUCACCGACCGCUCCAUGUUCGCCAAGGAGAAGGGUGGACGGAUUCCGGGCGGGUCGUGGAAGGCGGGGGUCGCGCGGCUGGGGAUGGCCCUGGCGGCGGUGCCGCUGUUCUACCUCCACCAGAAGUUCCCCGAGACCUUUGCCACCAGCCCCGAAUUCCUAGAGAAGUCGAUUUGGUACCGAUGGCUGUAUGUCAUGGUCUCCAGCGAGCUCGGGUUCGACAAAUACUACGUGGUGUUCUUCCUGGGCGAGGGCGCGAUCAUGCUCUCGGGCCUCGGCUACAACGGCCGCGACGCCAACGGCCACGUCCUCUGGGAUCGGCUCCUGAUGCUCCGGCUGAUUCCCUUCAAGCUGGCCCAGGACCCCUCCACCCUCGCCGCCAACUGGAACAUCGUGUCCGCCAACUGGCUCAAGCGGUAUGUGUACGUGCGGUUGCUGCCGGCGCGCACCAACGUGGUGGCGGACAAGGCCGGAGCCCCGCUGCCGCCGGCCAAGCCGGUCGGGUUCGUGCGCCAGAUCGUGCCCUUCUUCGCCACCUUCUUCGUGUCCGCCAUCUGGCACGCAAUCAGCAACACGACACAGGUCUUGACCCGUCUGGUGGACCUCCUCGACAACGAGACCACGCUCGUCAUCACCUCCGAUCACGGCCAUAUCGACCGCGGCGGUCACGGAGGCACUCACCCGCAGUUGAAGGCGAUUCCGCUGAUCGUGUACCAGCGCGGGAGCGGCCUGGGCAAGGGCGUCAAGGUGGACUACCCGCCGGCCGAGUCGGACAAGAGCGACCUGCCCGAGCCCAAGCUGCCCAUCGGCGGGUCCGACGGCGGCGGCGACGAUUCGGCCAAUUACGAAGGCGCCAAGCGAUCGGCCGGUGACGUCGACACUGACGAUGACAUCGUCGCAAACCAGGCCGCGACGUCGACACUGACCUACGGCCUGAGCGCCGAGCGGGCGCAGAGCAACCUGGCCGUGGUCGGCACCGUGUGCGGCCUGCUUGGCAUUCCGCUGCCGCGCCAGAGCCUGGGCCUCGUGGUCGAGGAGGUCAUCGACCACCUCCUGGUCGCCGACCCGCACCACCGCGAGGCCGUCUACCGCGACCUCUUCCUACAGAAGAAGGCCCUCGUCUACGAGCUCCUCCAGGUGCUCGACGUCGACAUGGGGCCGCUCACCGCCACCUUAAACUACUCUGUCUCUGACACGACGACGGACGACUGCAUGACGUCAGCAACGACCGCGACGCCCGAGGCACGCGUGGAAUGCUACAAGGCCAAGGCCAACCACCUGCUGCGCGCCUGGUAUGCCAACCGCGACGACGAGCUCGAGGCGCGCGUGACCCGCAACGUGCUGAUCAACCUGGGCGUCACCCUGGUCGCGCUGGGUCUGGUGCUGGGCCUCGUCCAGCGUUACUCGCUGGCCAACCCGCGCGCCAUCCCUGCGUACGUGUGGCGCGCCGGCGCGGUGCCGCUGGCCAGGCGCCUCAUCCGCGCGGGCCGCGCACUCGCUCGCCGAGGCCUCCGCCGGCCGCUGACCAUCAACGGGAUGGGCGAUGGGCUAUCGGCGCUGGAGGAGGUGGACGACGACGGCUCGGUGGUGGUGGUGGCGGAGCUGAACGACGCAGCGGAACGCGACACCGCGGGCUCGGAGGCGGCGCAGGACAUGCAGGCCCUGCUCGGCAGCUUCGUCGUCGUGGGCACCUACUACCUGAUCAACAUUGUGGCCGUCGUCCUCUAUUGCAAGCAACAGGGCAACGAUUGGGACUUUACGCUGUGGAACUUUGACGUGGACGCCUACCUCUAUCUGGCCCUCAUUCCGGUGAUGAGCGUGUUCGUGUUCCUCAUCCUCGCCCACCUCCACUCCUUCGUCGUCGUCUACCGCACCAUCCGCCGACUCCGCGCCGCCGAUUGCGUGCACGAGACGGCGCUGGUGCUGGUCUAUCAGCUGUACCCCUCGUCCUCACUCACUCCGGGCGGAGAUCACCACCAGUGGCCGGGCGGCUGGAAGACCUCCUUCCGCAGCACUCUCCGCUGCAGCUGCUCCGCCGCCUACCAGGCGGCCAUGGUGGUCGAGCGCUAUCUGUUUGCACACUACACGCUGCUCGUCGCCGUGAUGGGCAUGGUCGUCAUCAAGGCCCUCGAGGGCUGCUACGGCGUCUUCCUCCUCCCUGGAAUGUGGCGCGUGGUGCUGCUGAACGACCAGACGUGGGACCUGCGCUUCCGGCUGAUCGGGGUCGAGCUCAUGCAGGCGCCCCUCUUCGGUUUGGCCCUGCUGCAGCUGGGCCUCCUGCUCUACCUGCCCCGCUUCUCGGCCUCGUCGGCCCUCUUCGACCUCCUCUUCACCCGACGACGCCGCACUUGUGGCGCCGCGCGCCACGCCCAUCGCUCGCUGCCCACGCAGGAGGAAUUCGCCGAAGACAACAACGGAAGCGAACUGGUCGUCGAUCGGUUCGUCGCCGACCAGGCGGCCGACGAUGAUGACGACAAUGACAAUGAGAAUGAGAACGGAACCCGUGGCGAGGAGGAUGACGAAGAAGACGAGAUCGAGUCCGUGCCCGUCGAUGACCUGCCUGCGCUUCUGGCCCGCGCUGCGAGCCAGGUGGGUCGUGUGGCCUCGCCCAUCGUGUUUUUCGAAGCGCAGGCCUUGCAAGAAAUGGUGUGA